Molecule: messenger RNA, 1297 nt
Organism: Larimichthys crocea (large yellow croaker)
Lineage: Eukaryota; Metazoa; Chordata; Actinopteri; Sciaenidae
Gene: cplx4a
Product: complexin 4a
Exons: 3
Coding region: 176-655 (159 amino acids)
Biological process (GO): regulation of neurotransmitter secretion; neurotransmitter transport; synaptic vesicle exocytosis
Cellular component (GO): terminal bouton; SNARE complex
Molecular function (GO): syntaxin binding
Source: RefSeq, a predicted model, not a curated record
GCUUGUCGUCAGUGUGUCCUUGGCUCCAUAGUCAAGCAGCAGGUUAGCUAGUGAGCUACCACUGGAUUUGACGGCUAUAGGAAGGCGAACCGGAGGGCACCCUAAGAACAGCAGCAUCCUUUUUAUCUGUAAAAGUAUUCUCAUCCUCGCAGAGUAAACACUCAGACAACUCAAGAUGGCUUUCUUGAUCAAGAGCAUGAUUGGCAACCCCCUGUCAGGAAUGGGUCUUGGUGGUGGAGGUGACAAAGAAGAGGAGGCCACCCCCUCAGAUCCAGCCAAAGCAGCAGGGAUGACACGGGAGGAGUAUGAAGAGUACCAAAAACAGUUGGUGGAGGAGAAGAUGGAGAGAGAUGCAGAUUUCUUACACAAAAAGGCAGAGAGGGCCACACUCAGGGUGUGCCUCAGAGAUAAAUACAGGCUGCCAAAGAGCGAGCAGGACGAGAACAUGAUUGAGAUGGCCGGGGACGACGUGGACGUACCCGACGAGUUGCUCAAGAUGGUGGACGAGGACGCCACGGAGGAGGAAGGCAAGGACUCCAUCUUGGGCCAGUUUCAAAACUUGCAGAACAUGGACAUGGAUCAGCUGAAGGAGAAGGCCUCAGCCACCGUCACUGAGCUGAAGACCAAAGCAGAGGAGAAGUGCUCUGUCAUGUGAGGAGCCAGUGGGGUCGCCUGUGAUUAAGUAAUGACAAAGAAGUGGAAAGGGAGAAGGGAAGAACACAAGAAAAAUGAAUUUCAACACUAUCUGGGAAUCUGCAGAGUGAGCUGUGUAAAAAAGUCUGGCAUUCUGUUUCAGCCUACAAAGUAUUCAUUUUUAUUAUACACUAAAGCGGCAAAUCAUCUUUCUGUGAUAAAACAUGUAACAGACCACAAUGCAUUUCUAAAUUGAUGAUUAUUUGUGAUAUAUCGUUCACGUUGUUGUCAAAUGAGACAGUUAAGUCUCUAAAAGUGUGAUUUUCAGUCCAAUAAAUAACAAUAUACCAAGACUUGCUUAUGAAAAACCUUAUUUAGGUAAAAAAAAAUCCAAUCCUGUCUGAGUGUUUCAACUUUCCUUUUGGUUUGCUGAUUAUUCUAGAUUAUUUUUUUUUAUGUUGUGUGUGAAUUAAUUAUGAUAUGUAGAUUUCUUUUUCUUUCCAUGUUAUUACAAAGCAGACAAUCUUCAUAAAUCUUGACACUUUGAAUUCAGUCCACAAAUGCAUUUUGACUGUAAUAAAAUGGUUGAGCCUGACACAUUUCCAGUGACAUUUGCAGAUUUGCACAAAUCAUUAUUUCAAAAUACUGAAUGUGUCUUUCCAUA